This is a messenger RNA of Staurois parvus, 516 nucleotides long. The record is from the annotation of a GenBank genome assembly. NCBI's taxonomy places the organism in Eukaryota, Metazoa, Chordata, Amphibia, Anura, Ranidae.
AUCGCGGGCACUGGGUCAGACAUUGAAUCGUCUGGCUGGACAGCGGGCAUCGGGUCACCAGGCAUCAGGUCAUUUGGCUCGACAGCGGGCACCGCGUCAUCUGGCAAGGCAGUGGGCACCGAGUCACCAGGCACGACAGUGGGCUCUGAGUUAAUUGGCACGACAGCAGGCACCAGGUCAUCAGGCAUGACCGCGGGUACUGGGUCUUCUGGCGCUGGAUCGUCUGGCUCGACAGCGGGCAUUGGGUCACCAGGCAUGACAGCGGGCACUGGGUCAUCAGGCAUUGGAUCAUCUGGCUCGACAGCAGGCAUCGGGUCACCAGGUAUGACCGCGGGCACUGGGUCAUCAGGCAUUGGAUUGUCUGGCUCGACAGCAGGCAUCGGGUCACCAGGCAUGACAGUGGGCACCGGGUCAUCAGGUACCGGAUCGUCUGGCUCGACAGCGGGCACUGGGUCAUCAGGCAUGAUAGGAUCAUCAGGCUGGAUCAGUUCAUCAGGCUGGGUACAGACAUCAGGC